AUGCACGCGUCCCCUCACCGCCCUCGUCCGUCCCUCCUCGCCCUCCCAACCGACGUCCAGUUCCGCAUCUUCACGCACGUCCAGGAGAUGGCCCCUCCCUGGCUUCCGCUCCUCUACCCCGCCCAAAUCCAUCCCUCGCUCCUCCCGCUCUCCCGCACGCUCUACUUCCGUCACACCCUCCUCACUUCCCUCGCUCGCUUCGAUUCCUUCCAGACGCUUAUCGAGGAGGAUUCGUGCGGCGGAUUGGCGGAGAGCGUCGAGAAAUUUGAGAUCGCGUUCCGGGACAGGCAUGCGUGGGAGAGGGAGAAGAAGAGGACGGAGGAGGUUGUGAGGGUUCUUGGGAGGCUGGGGGGGCUGAGGGAGUUGAGGGUCGAUAAUGUCAAGAGGCUUGGGGAAGAGUUGGUCAAGAUGGAAGAGGUCUCGCCGUGGAUGACGGAGGUCGUUGGGUGA
Molecule: messenger RNA, 450 nt
Organism: Rhodotorula toruloides NP11
Lineage: Eukaryota; Fungi; Basidiomycota; Microbotryomycetes; Sporidiobolales; Sporidiobolaceae
Exons: 1
Coding region: 1-450 (149 amino acids)
Source: RefSeq, a predicted model, not a curated record